This is a messenger RNA of Phialemonium atrogriseum, 826 nucleotides long. RefSeq lists its product as uncharacterized. Lineage: Eukaryota; Fungi; Ascomycota; Sordariomycetes; Cephalothecales; Cephalothecaceae. Bases 56 to 691 code for a protein of 211 amino acids. The record is from RefSeq and is a predicted model, not a curated record. The transcript has a single exon.
CACGACUGGAGGGGAUCCGGCAAGCCUCCUCGUCUUUGAGUUCAGCUUCCAGUCCAUGAAGAGCUCGCGGCGCUUUACUAGCGCCAAAAUCAUCCUGAAAUUCGAUGACGCCAGCAACAACGUCAAGAACCGGCCCCAUGUCUACGCCAUUGCACCGGCGGGCACAUUUGCCAUAAACAAAACUACCGCUAAGCGGGAUGUGCACCAGGCUGUAAACGCCAGCCUCAAGGGAGAGUUCGCGGGGGUGGGCGGCGAGCUCGGCUAUGUCUGGGACACAACGAAAGUCAAGGAGGUGACGCACGCCACGUCCCUGGUCGGGGUGAAGCGCAUCUUUUCCGAUUUUGGCAAGGACAAUGGGGUCAUUUGGAACAUGGAGGAGGAUGCGGGAAAGGGCAUCCCGAGCUUCCUUCGAACGGCGGUGCUGCUGCGCCAUCGAGACGACGUGCCCUUCCGCUUCACCAUCGACGUCGAGACUGGUGUGGACUGGGAAGGCAAACUCCGGCGCUUGCUCGGGCUCGAGAAGCCAGACCCGGUCGACCCGGUAGAGCUGGACGACGGUACGGAUCUGGAGGAGCUGGGGAUUGCUAGCCUCGACCCCAAGACGGGGGAGGACUUGACCAACAUGCGGAACAUGGACAUUGGGAAGCAGGCCGAUGUCGUUCUGGCUACCUUGCUGGAGGUUCCCGCCUGAGCCGAGCGCGGCAUUUUGAGGAAAUCGCGCGUGCGAUAUUGGUUUGGGGGCCACCAUCCCAUCCAUGUCCACGACGUCGCAUUGCAUUUAGUAAUGGCCGAGGUGGCUGCUGGGGGUCCAAUCGGUCUUGACCGG